UCGAGCCAGCGGAGGCCUUCGACCCGAGGAUCUCCCUCUUCGCGCGCAUCGAGAGGAAUCUUGGCGGCAAGAGCUUCACGAGGUCGAACGUGCUCUCCAAAGUUAAAGAAUUGAGGAAAAGGUAUGAGGACGGUGGGGCCCUUAAUGCGGAGGCGCUUGAUGUCAGCCAUAGGAUUUGGGGGAUCGAGAAGGAGGAGGAGGAAGAAGAGGAGAAGAACACCAAGAAGCGGAAAAGGAAGCUGAAGCGAAAGAAGAGGAAGAAGGUUUGUAUUUACAAAUUACUUAAUGUUGCGGACAAAGAGAUUGAGAAUGAAUUACAUCCUCAGAAACAUUUCCUAGCCAUAAUGUCCUCAUCAUGGGGUAAAAAAUACAGCCUUCAAUGCUGUCAAAGUGGGUCAUCUUCUCAAAAUGGUUCUUGUUCAAGCAGUUUGUCCAAUGACUUCUUUACUAGCAGAUCAGGUAAACUAACAGAAAAUGUUGACUCGAUAGCAUUAAAGCACUGCAGUAAUCUAGUAUUGACAGCACUCAAUGAUGUUAGUCAAAAACAUUGCAAUCAGCACGAGGAAGAACUGAUAGAUAAGCCCAACAAAUAUCAAGAACUUAUAAGCAUGUCGAACCUGAAUGUAGCACAACCACAUGUUCAUGACCCAGCCAUUAUUCUUUCCAAUGGGCCAGAAACACCAGCACGCACUGAUGAAGCUAAUGGACGAAAAUUUCGGAGUGAAUCUUCUUCCUUAGUUGCUGAGCCAAGGGUCAGUGAAUCUGUGGACAAAUAUGUUUCCAAUCCAGUGAGACAUGAAUAUCCUCGGAUCGAAAGAACAGCAGGACCCCACCAGAAGCUGGAGUACUGAAUCCAAAAGCUGGAGUACUGAAUCGUGUCAGGCACCUAUUUCUGGAUUUGAUGAUUUAUUUCUUUUUAUUUUCAACUAUGAGAUUGAUCCACUUUCUGCCAAUUUCUCAUGUGAGCAUGAUUUUUCUGGAUAUGUACACUAAAGACAACUAAUUUUCUUUCUCCUCGUGAUGGCCUAUGAUCGCCAGUUGAUGCUGCAGGCAAUGGAUAAACUUUGGUAGGCGGUUUCUUGAUCUUUUUUGGUUCAAGCAUCUUGGGACCAGAACUGAUGACCUUAGGCAAAUAAUAUAUGCAUUCAUGUCACCAGAAUUUUGUUGAGAUGUAUGGUGUCUGAAAGUUGCUUACAUUUGCAUGUUUAACGGCGCAUGCAAUUAUCUGCUCAGGAACCUGCAACUAUCAGCACAGGAAUAUAUUAUGCUUAAUGCCCGCGUGGAAAUUUUGGUAAGUGAGUGCUCGUGGAAAAAAGAGGCUUAGUUCCUUCCAAUUGUACAGGAAAUGUAAGAUUUUUAGUUCUGAGCAAAUUAAGCUAGCAUUUGGUGCAGCUGAGAGUUUUCAGGCUGGCAACAUCAUAUUUAACUGCUGCUGGUAGUAUCUGACUGUAAGGGAUUAAGUUGUAAAUUGAAUCAGGAAUACAAUUUUUAAACUUUUGCUUAUUUCUAGAGACAGAAGAGCUGCCUAUA
This is a messenger RNA of Asparagus officinalis (garden asparagus), 1530 nucleotides long. RefSeq lists its product as uncharacterized. The coding region runs from base 345 to 851 and encodes 168 amino acids. The record is from RefSeq and is a predicted model, not a curated record. Lineage: Eukaryota; Viridiplantae; Streptophyta; Magnoliopsida; Asparagales; Asparagaceae. The transcript has 3 exons.